AGGCUAGAUUUCUUAGCAUGCUUGGGAUUAUGGAUCAAUUUUCAGAAUAAAUCUACAUUUAUUUUUAACGAACAGUUCACAUACACCGACACAGACAGUUGUAAACUAAAUGGAAAGAACAUUUAUACUAGUUAUUGCCAUUGGAUUCUUUUUGGGCGCCAGUCAUUUGUUGGUUCAGUCCCUUCCGAUUAAGUAUCAUGAAAGAAACUUAAACGUUAAAACACCAUCAUAUACCCGAAAACAUCCUAACAAAAAGAUAAUUGAUAAUCGCCAGGCAACGCAAAAACAAAUUAAAGAUUCGGACGAUCAGAAAUCAGCCACCGAGGACGCUCUCGGUUGGGCAAUGUUCCCGAUUCCCCUUGGCAAUGCGGGUGGAAAUAAAAUACCUUCCCAAAAGGGCAAAUUUAGCAUGUUUCCCAAAAUUGCACAUACCAAUGAAACCGUCGAUAAAAGUACCAGAGCUUUUAGUACUGCCAAAAGUAAGGCGCAUACAGAGAUGACCGUAUCAGUCCCAGUUCUUAAAACGGAUAAAGUGGGAAACAUUGUGUUCGAUAAGUUGUUCGCCAACAACAAAGAUACACUUGAAGAUUCGCAACAAAAGGAGUAUUACCGCGGCACUCCCUCCACUGUAAAGUUUCGCGCCCCAGAACGCCCCAGAAUGUAUUCCCCCGGACAUAGAUAUGGCCUCUCCACAGUCUGCCGGAAAAGGUCCACAGUCUAUAACGUUCCGAACAUCUUUCAAUAUCUAAGGCCGCGCAUUUACAACAGAGUAUUUAGUUUUCGGGCGGUGUGGAUGGACCUUCGGGAGGAGAUCUGGAAGGAAGGAAAUUCGCAAGAGUGUCACCAGGCUAAUAUGACAGAUUGGUUGAAGUAUAUCAAUUGUGCCAUAAGGCGGAACAUGCGAAUGGAUUAUCUAGUUCCGAUGUACCCCCUACACCAACAGGGAUACUAUUUCCAUCCCGAUAUUAAAUUCUAUAGAUUAGUUAAAUAAAAGAUUUGUGUGGUUGUAAAACUCAAUA
This is a messenger RNA of Drosophila serrata, 1019 nucleotides long. RefSeq lists its product as uncharacterized. NCBI's taxonomy places the organism in Eukaryota, Metazoa, Arthropoda, Insecta, Diptera, Drosophilidae. The record is from RefSeq and is a predicted model, not a curated record.